UCGAUGCGCUCGGCGCGCGGCUCCCCCCGGCGGCGGGACGGACCGACGGACCGGGACAGGGACCGAGGGACCGUCCGUGCCAAACCCCCACCCAACACCGGCGACAUGUCCACCGCCAUGAACUUCAGCGCCAAGAGCUUCACGCCGCGGCCGCCGGACAAGGGCGCCUUCCCGCUGGAUCACUUCGGGGAGUGCAGCGCCUUCAAGGAGCAGUUCAUGGAGUGUCUCCGGCACAGCGGCUACGAGAGCGCGGCCUGCCGGGAGCGCGCCAUGGCCUACCUGGAGUGCCGCAUGGACAGGGAUGUUUCCAUUCUUGCAUUGCUUUGCAGUGCUUCCUGUACAACGGCAGCUUAUGGCUAAUGAACCACUGGAAAAAUUGGGAUUUAAAGACCUGAUAAAUGAGAAAUCAGAAGAAAAACCUGAAAAGUUGUGAUGAAGACAGACAACUUUGCUCCUCAUGUAUGGAAUGCAUAACUCUAAAUGUAGUACAUAUUGUACCUUCUAUUCAUAUUGCAGUAGGAAAUGUUUCCUAAAGGAACAUUUUUUCCAGAGUUUAAUUUUCCUAAAAUAAGAUUUUUUUUUUAAAUGAGCAAAAGUACUGCCUUUGUCUGCUUUGCUCAAGCAUUUCUUAACUUCUUUCUUUUAAUUUCUCUAGAGGGAAAACAGUUACUGCCUGAAGUGUUCUCCAUGUCUCUGUAAGAACAGUGAAGUCUUAUUUUAAAAGGACAAAACUCCCAAACCAAACAACCCUUUAUUGUGUAGAUCUUGAACUACUGAUUAAUCUUGUGUGGGCAGUACUAAUAUGCUCACAGGAGUUGCUUGUUAGGUGGAAAUAAAGCUGUUGUGGUACUUGCAAACUGCUUUUCAUUAAA
Corapipo altera (White-ruffed manakin) is the source of this 872-nucleotide messenger RNA. Its product is annotated as cytochrome c oxidase assembly protein COX19. Gene Ontology annotation, cellular component: mitochondrial intermembrane space. The transcript is spliced from 4 exons. NCBI's taxonomy places the organism in Eukaryota, Metazoa, Chordata, Aves, Passeriformes, Pipridae. The record is from RefSeq and is a predicted model, not a curated record. Gene Ontology annotation, biological process: mitochondrial respiratory chain complex IV assembly. Bases 4 to 360 code for a protein of 118 amino acids.